ACCAAACAUAACCCUAUUAUCUGUACUUUUUCGGUUAAGGGAAUAGCUGCCGCUGCAGAGGAGGGAGUUGAACGGAGCCAAACAGGCAGAGACAUUUCAAAGAGAGAGAGAGAGAGAGAGAAGGUGUGUGAAAUGAUCUCAAAGACCCACAAAUGCCAGAAACAGAACAUGUAAUCUUAAGAGGGAGAAGAGAGAGGCAAACGGAAGGUUGAAUACAGCGAAGCAGAUGUUACGGAGUCCCAACCCCUCUCACACGCAGCCGAUAAUUUCUAUAUAAUAUUAUAUAUACAUAUAUGUUUUUUCUUUCUUUGUUAUAACACAGAGAAAAGAGAGAGAGAAAGUGCCGAUACAGCGAAAAAGGUUGGGUCUUGGUCUUGAUAUUUCAUUGGGCAACCUUGCCUACUACUGUUGUGGGUUCCCACUAGCAGCUUUUUUGUCUUUCUUUUACUUCUUUUAUUCCCUUCUUCCUUCUUCAUCCUUUUAUCAUAUUUCCCUCUUUCUCUCUCUCUCUCAGUUUUGCUAUAACUUAGUAUAAGUUGUAGUAUAAUAUAUUUUAUAUCUGUUGGGGAAGGGUUUUUCUUCUUUUCUUUCUUUCUCUUCUCUCAUUUCCUUUUCCGCCUUCUCAAUAGUAAUGAUUUUCUCGUUACGGGUAUCGCUGUUGAGGAAUCUGAGGAGUUUUGGUUGUGAAAAAGUGGCAGUUAUAGCAUUAGAAAAACAACAGCCAGAAGAACUUCACCAAAAAAACAAAAACAGGGUACACGAGCGCACGAGUGCUUAAGGAAGGGCAACGCAAAGUUUAAAAAAAAAGACACAGAUUUUAAAGGUUGAUUGAUGUGAUCAUCCAAACAAACGGCUCUAUCAAGUCCCCCUAUUAUUUUUUUUUUAAUUUUCUUUUACCAUUUUUUUUACCACUCUAUAUUUGGCUUCUGGGGAGGUUUGGUUUGUUUUUGGUUCUUGGUUCUUUUAGACUUUUCUCUUGAAUCACCAUCUUUUUUUUUUCCUGUUUUAUUUGGGAGACUGGUCUGUUUUUCUAUGUCUCAACAAAGGCAAUUUCAGAUGAUGGGUGGUAACAAUCCAGGGCAGUAUAAUGACACAACUUUUACGAAAAUCUUUGUUGGUGGAUUGGCUUGGGAAACUCAAAGAGAUACCAUGAGGCGUUAUUUUGAUCAAUUUGGAGAGAUUCUUGAGGCUGUGGUAAUCACAGAUAAGAACACUGGGAGAUCCAAGGGUUAUGGCUUUGUUACCUUUAAGGAUCCAGAGGCAGCUAUGAGAGCUUGUCAAAACCCUUCUCCUAUCAUUGAUGGAAGGAGGGCAAAUUGCAAUCUUGCUUCAUUGGGUGCCCAAAAGACUCGUCCACCAACUCCUCAACACGGGGCAGGACGGUUCAGACCAGCACCUGGAUUGAUGGCACCGCCUGCUUAUCAUGGUUCCUCGUCAACUUAUGUCCAACAACCUACUGGUCAAUAUUCAAUUCCUUACUCAGCGUAUGGGUACACUGGGUAUGCACAAGACAGCAUUUAUCCUUUGAACUAUUAUAGUCUCUAUGGAGGCCAACAGUUUUCACCUUACUACGCUACCGGGGCAUCAGUGACACCGGGGAUGUUUCAUAAUUUUUAUCCAUUUUAUGCUCAAUAUGCACAAAAUAGCCAAGCUCAUAGUUUUGGGGUUCAAUAUCCCCAAAUGGUGCAAUAUCCUUAUUUGCCUCAGCAGUAUAGCUCCACGGGAAUCCUAUCACUUCCCUCUUCAAUGCCUAUGGCAGCAACUACCGCAGGUGUUAAUUGUCAAACAAAAUAUGCAGCAGGUAUUGCAGCAACUAAUACAGCAGCAACAACAUCAUCAACAGCCACAAUAAAAACAACAUCACCAGCAACAACAGCACCACUUCCAGCAGCAGCAGCAGUAACAACAACAACAACUGGGGUGGUGGCAACGGGGCCAGGUCCUUCACGGGUUUCAGGGACACCUACUGAAAAGAAGCCAUCAAGUUAAUCUGUCUUGAGGGAUACAGUUUCUUUUACAAGACAAUCAAGAUCUUUUGGAAGGGACGCAAAGGUUGAGGAAAAGAGACAUUUGAAUAAAAAGAAUACAACAAGUUAUUGAUUCAAAAGGAAGGAUGCUUCAUGCCUGAUCACCAAGCAUAACAAGAGAUGGAAGUCAAAGGAUAUCAGCACCGGAUUUUUCGUUCAUGGAACGGGCAUUUUAGAUGUAAAGCUCGCUCCUCUAACUGUCUACUAUUCAUUCUCCAUUCAUGCCCAAUAGGAUUGUCUUAUUGUCAUCAUCUCCAGUCACCAAUUCAGGAUACAUGUUUGGUCUAGGAGAGUAGGGAGUCUUAAUUAGUUGGUAGCAUCAGGAUUAAUUAGAAAUCAUAUUCAUUCAUGUAUUUGCAUAAGGUGGAAACCAAAUAUUGGCUUUGGAUUCUACCUUAGACACUAAUUAUUAGAUGACUUUGUCUCGGUUGCAGAGAGCAUCCGAUGACAGUCUUGUUCAUAUCUUGUAGCAAGUGGUUCAGAAGAUUGAUUUUGUAUCUUUGAACCCAAAUUUGAUUGAUUGGUCAAGAAAAAGGGCGAGCUCGGAUAGCUCACCCAUUAACUUGUAAUUUUUAUUUUUUUGGUUUGUCCAUUAUUCACGAUUGAUACUUUUCAAAGAUAGGAUUAGUUGGGAUAAAUAAAAUGGUGUCAAUUUCUUUCUUUAACAGAUAA
Molecule: messenger RNA, 2699 nt
Organism: Theobroma umbraticum
Lineage: Eukaryota; Viridiplantae; Streptophyta; Magnoliopsida; Malvales; Malvaceae
Product: RNA-binding (RRM/RBD/RNP motifs) family protein
Molecular function (GO): RNA binding
Source: RefSeq, a predicted model, not a curated record